AUGGAGAAGACCGACUCCAAUGCGAACAGUAUCAUGUCACACGACUUUGCGAAAGAUAAUCAAGAGAAAGUCGAUAUCGUCGAGGGUGAAAACCAUGCAAGAACGCCUGAGUCAAAUGUACAUCAACCUUUCCAAAAAUGGAUGGACAGCUUUCAUGCACAUCGACGGGUGAGGCAAGACAUUCCUGAAAGAGAUGUGAUGGGAUGGCACGACGAUGAUCAGCCGCAGUCCGUUUCUUAUCACAAUCGCAUCGAGGUCAUUGAACCACGUCGCAACUCAACCUCGUCGGGUUAUUCCUCCCAACUCGGAACCGCGAAAACAAUCUCUGUGACGGCCACCAAUUUCAGCGGGGGAUCUCGCAGAGAAAGAGCUCAGAGCAGCGCCGGACUCAGCGGUUUCUCAGGCAAUCGAUAUUCGGUUGAAAGCUCGCGACCACCCUCAAGUCACACUGCCGAUGAGGCAGCUGAUGAAAGAGCGAAGACAAGACGUCGUAUUCUUAACGAGCUACUCAGAACGGAGGCAGAGUAUGUGACUGGCUUGAAGGCACUAGCUCAGGUCAUCUCGUGCUUCGAGCUCAGGCUCCAGCUGUCGCGAAGUGUCGAGGCAAUCCGCGCUGUCCAUGCCAGGUUUUUGACCCAUCUGCAGGCAAUUGCUCCGUUGUCUACAAUGGACACGGAUGCAUCUUCUAUCCCAGCACCCAGGGGACUUUCGGGCCGCCUUGGCAGUGUCAAGCUAACUGGAUUCAAGAGAAUGCGAAGCCGUUCUCUGAGAACCCGAACCUUUGACAUGAAGAUGAUCCGACGCCUCAAAGCUAUGCAGGCGGAACCAUUGGAGGCCCUCGAGAUUGCACGCGCUAUCGACAAUCUGACACUAUCGUUUUUUGUAUACCGAAACUUUUGCGAAAACUUUGAGAUCUUCACUCGAGAUUUGGAAGUCCUGCAAGAAUCGCUCCCCGAUUGGCCAAGUCUUGAUCAGGGCCUCGAAGCGCUGUCCAGAUCAGCUACGCCUCUCAAGUAUCGAAAGUAUGACAAGAACAAAUCAAUGACGUUCAAUGACUUACUUAUGAAGCCCAUCCAGCGCCUUUGCAAGUAUUCGCUGCUCCUCCAGGAGCUGCUCAAGCAAACCUGGAUUUCUGAUUGUCCAUCUUCUCAUGAUGGAAUCGGUCAAAUUUUGGUUCACCUACAUUCCUCAGUGGCCGAGAUUAAUGCAUUGACUGGGAAUCCUCUCACGAAAGACCGAAUUCAGAAAACUAUGCUUCUCCAACAGAAGAUCGAGCCCACUGGAUCGUCCAAUCUGCAGGACAUUUACAAAGAUCUAGGUCCACUGCAAAUGUGUGGUGUGUUGUUCGUCACUUAUCAAACGCCCGGCCAGACGACUGGAAGUUUCAUGGUCUGCGCGCUUUUUCAUUGCUACUUCUUGCUCGCCAGAAGAGUUCAUGACAGCAAGCGACUGGAAGUCAUCGCUUGUGUGUAUCUGCUCGAUUUGAAGGAAGAUUCAGUCCAGAACGGGCAAGAUGCGCUAACUCCGAGUGUUUCCAAAGGCCUCUUUUGUUACGAAUGUUUCUAUUCGUGGAAGUUUGUGUUUCGAGCCGAUGGAAGUUAUUACGAAUUUGUUUUCAGUGCGUCUUCUGCAACAGAGGAGAAAGUCUGGCAGACCGAGAUUUUGAAAUGUUCCGCAGCGAUCACUGAGAAGGGGCUCCUACAAGCCGGCUGGAGACCUCGAGAGUUUUCCAUUCUGAACCUGCCGCUGGUCUCUCUGCAUCAGCUACGUUAUCAAGUGAGCUCUCUCGCUCGGCGCUCAUCGAUGGACGUUGCAACCGUCGCCCGCAAGACAAGAGUUCAGGACGUGGUCAUCAAAAAGACACGCCUCCCCUAUCAAGCAGAUGUGGUAGACCACUCGCCAGAGGGAGAGAUUGAGAGACCCAAGACCACUGUGCCGCCGGGGGCAGUGGUUGUGGUUGCGAAGCGCGCGGAACGAAUUCGGCUUGAGGCGUUGAUCUCGGAUAUCUACACGCGUGAAGUCUUGCCCUUUCCCGGGAUGGGUCUCAGCCGGAGCGAUCAAUUUCGCCGCCGCUCAAUCAUGCGCCAUCUCUCCAUCCACGCCGGAUUCGGUAGACGAUCUACUUCAAAGGAAUUUCCACGCCAAAGAGAGUCUGUCGGAAGCGAUGUAGAACCUGUGGAUGAUUUCAGCGCGGAAGAAAAGCACCUUGUACCCGCGAUGGUUGACGGGGCAGAUGAUCUCCGCUGCUCGGCGGAUGCCGCCUGUGCAAGGCCCCGGACUCCCACGACCGACGCAGAACGUCAACGAACGAUUCGGUUCCAGGAUCCUCCUGGAAGUUUGUCUGAUUCGAUAAGUACAGAAGAAGUUGAGCAAUUGAACCACGGUGAACCGUCGACCCCCGUCUCUCCCUCUCGCAAGAAAUGGUUCGGUUCAUUUUCGCCUCGGAGACUGCGACGAUCCCGAGCGAGCGUAGAGCUUGAUGCUCUGACUGGCAAUUGA
This is a messenger RNA of Penicillium diatomitis, 2499 nucleotides long. RefSeq names its product putative Rho guanyl nucleotide exchange factor. Gene Ontology annotation, molecular function: guanyl-nucleotide exchange factor activity. The transcript has 6 exons. The record is from RefSeq and is a predicted model, not a curated record. Gene Ontology annotation, cellular component: cytoplasm. Gene Ontology annotation, biological process: regulation of GTPase activity. The coding region runs from base 1 to 2499 and encodes 832 amino acids. Lineage: Eukaryota; Fungi; Ascomycota; Eurotiomycetes; Eurotiales; Aspergillaceae.